Messenger RNA from Plasmodium gallinaceum, 1308 nucleotides. RefSeq names its product conserved Plasmodium protein, unknown function. The transcript has a single exon. Lineage: Eukaryota; Apicomplexa; Aconoidasida; Haemosporida; Plasmodiidae. Bases 1 to 1308 code for a protein of 435 amino acids. The record is from RefSeq and is a predicted model, not a curated record.
AUGAGUCAUUCAUAUAGUCAUAAUAACUUUUCUUUAGAUGAAAAUGAUGAAGGAAAAUUAAUUCCCAAUAAAAAAAACAUAAAUGGAUUCAUAAAAAUCUACCCUAAAAAUAAAAGAAAUAGUAAUACUUGUGAAAAUAUCAGAACAAAAAGUUUAAACAUAAAUAGAAGAGAAUGCAAAAAUUAUAAUAGAAAUUAUACAACAAAUAGCAUGAGAAACUCUAGAUUAUUAAGUCAUGAAUAUAUAGAUGAAAUUUUGAGAAUUGAUAAAUAUAUACAGCACCCAUAUAGCAUAAAUAAUAAUUAUGAUAAAAAAAAGUGGAUAAAUGCUCAUAAUUUGAGAAAUAGAAUGAAAGAAUAUGAUAUUAUGACGAGAAAAAAAUUAUAUGAAAAUAACAUUAUUAAUAAAAAAGCAAAAUUUGAUAGAGAAAGAUAUGUCAUUUUAAAUAGGAUCCCUAUAUUCAGAGAGGCAUUCCCUAUAGAAAAAGACCCAUCAGAUAAAAAUAAAGAAGCUAUAAUUCGUACUUAUUUAAAAACACAUGCUUCAUAUUUACUUUCAGAAAGUAAAAAAAACAAAAAGAAUUUCAGAAAAAAAAAAAAAUUUAAUAAUUCAUCAAACUUUUACGUAGAAAAAAACAAUCCAUUUAAUUAUAUUAAUUAUAAACAAAAUAAUAAUAAAUUUUCAGAAAAUUAUAAAAAUGGAGAUUCAUCUUAUAACUUACAGAAAAAAAAAAACAAUGAAAAAAUAAAAAAUAGAAGUAAGACACCAUUUACAAAUAGAAAUUUAAAUGAUUGUGAAAUUGUAAUAAAUGGAAUAUAUAAUAAAGUAAGUAAUGUAGAUGAAAGAAGAAAUUUUCCUAAAACUAGUUCUAGACAGCUUUCUGAUAAUCAUAGUACAAAUAAUAAGAUACAUCUAAACAUAAAAAAUUUUCCAAAAGGCCUUUUUAAUGAUAAUGAAAAAAGAGAAUCUUGUGAAUGGAAUUCAAAUAUAACAAAAAUAAAUAUGUGUAAUUCUAAUAACAUUAGGAAUUCAAAUAUUUAUGAUUAUUCAAAUGAAUGUAAAAAUAAAAACACUAAUGAUAACUCAGAGAGAAAUACAUAUUAUGAGAUAAAUUCACGUGACAAUUUUUCUAAUCAGUCUAAUUAUACUGAUGAAUGCUUAACUAAAUUAUCAGAUAAUUCAAAAGAUUUCUAUACAAAAAAUAAUAUAAAAAAUGAUAAUAUUUUUAAAAAAGAUAGAUAUUCUUUAUUAGGAAAAAUUAAAAAUAAUAAAGAUGUGAAAGUUAAGCUAGUUUUAAAUAAAGUAUGA